Molecule: messenger RNA, 1572 nt
Organism: Blastomyces dermatitidis ER-3
Lineage: Eukaryota; Fungi; Ascomycota; Eurotiomycetes; Onygenales; Ajellomycetaceae
Exons: 3
Coding region: 305-1429 (374 amino acids)
Source: RefSeq, a predicted model, not a curated record
UUUAUUCUCCCUGAUUGUGCAUAAGGGUGGAACACCCACGGCGCCGCUAUCUACGGAUUUUGGCAAGCUGAAAGCACGGUUAAGAUCGCCUUCAGGAGCGGCGGUUAGAAGAAUGAAAAAACAAUAUCAAAUACUGACUAGACAGCAUCAAUUAUUACCGUUGUCAAAAGUUUAAUGAAUAUCACAAACAGAAUCUACCUUACGGGAAGAAUUUACAUUACAGCUUAGAGGGGUCAUAGUUCAGAACCCAUGUUGAAAAGGGAACCCCUGUUGCAGAGUUGCAGAGGGAAAUAAGAGGGAACCUAUGUUGCAGAUGGCAGAAUUUUCAUUACACCUAAAUAAUCAAUUUCCCACGCUUCGAUUUUCAAUAGGACAACUGCGUGGGCUCCAUGGGCGCCACCGCGCCCAAGUUGGAUCCGAACUUCUACCCCCCAUCGACCGUUGGUGGAUGGUGGAUUUAUAUCUAGAUGAUGUUGGUGACGAACUCAAGAUCACUCUGCUUGAGUAUGAAGGAGAACAGAACGAACCAUUUCGACAGCGGUGGCUCACACGUUUAUCAAAAUGUAAUCGAGAACGCCUUGAGCAACUCGAUAACCACAGGAACCGUCGACUCCGUCAAGGGUUUGAUGCAUUAUUGGCCGUCUCAGGCCUUUGGGGUCGUGGAAUGCGGAUCAGUAUGAUCCAUCGCUUGAUCGCUGUUGGCUGUAUUGAGGAGAUCUUAAACAGUCUUAGCGAUAUAGGAGAGUACUGGUCUUCCCUCGUUGACUACAGUCCAGCUGCGAUGACAAAGAUCAGCUCAGACACUGUGGAGGAGCUGCAACUGAUGGCGCCUCACACAUCUCGCAUCGAGGCGAAAGCUGCGCGGGGGUAUGUCCUGAGCGGCCAGGCCUUUGUUGGCUUCAGUGAAAGUGAGAGGAAGACCAUCUGGAGCCGAAUGGAGAAGUUUGAUGGAUUGAUCCCUUCUGUGUAUACAUUUUUUGAGAACUUCAAGUAUCUAGAAAGUUGCGCCCACUGCGUGAAACGACUCUUUGGCCCUUCUAGAGAGUCAAUCUGGAACACCAUGAAGCAUAUGUUCAUCACUGCCCUCAACACGGAGGAAGAUUGCCUCAUUCAGACAUCAGAGUCUACAUUCCGGCAGACACGUAUGAUGAGUGCUGAACGUCUCAAUUUGGCGUAUCGACAGGUGUGGCUCUAUGCCAUGCGACACUAUCUCUUGAUGCCAGCUGACCCAAAGAACGAUGAUGACCUGCUAGCCAAGCCGAACCGUGCCAAAGCUGACGAGCGUGUGGUCUACGAGAUGGCCAAACUGGCGCACCGUCUCGGAUUUCACUCCCCUGAGAUUACAGCAUUGAUGAACCAGUCUCCUGAUCAACAAAUUGCACGAGCCGCUCUGCUCCGGGUCCGAAUACAAGGAUAUCAAGUAGGCUAGUUAUACUCAAGCCCAUGAGGUGGAAAUCAUAUAACUACGUGUACCUUCUUUGAAUAAAAUGACGGCAAAACAUCCUAUCGUUUAAAACAACUGAUUGGAUUGUCUUCCCUUCUUUAGUCGAUUGUAUGCAGGCUAUAGCACUC